AUGUCCUCCUGUUUUAUUUCUCCAGAGGUUAAGACUCCACAGUCUGUGUCAGCUUUCAUCCCCACUGCUGAGGCUCACUCCUUCCAGCCUCACGGGACGAACCUGUCGUCGCCUUCUGUCGAUGCGAAGCAACAGCUCCAGAGGAAGAUCCAGAGAAAACAGCAGGAACAGAAGCUGCACUCUCCUUCACCCGGAGAGGGACAAACCAGGAGGGCAGAUGACAGUGUGCCUUCCGGUAGCCCCCCACCUCCAUCACCUCAGCCAACCAUAGGCAUUGUGGUCGCUGCUGUCCCCAGCCCCAUCACGGUGCAGAGAAGCAGGCAGCUGAUGUCGCCUAGUCCGGUGGGAACAGUGGAGAGCAAAGUGCUGCCGUUUAACUUCCAAAUGGUGACGCAGCCGAUGAAACAGAGCCCAAAGACCCUGCAAAAUAUUCUGCCCAAUCCAGCUGGAGAACGCACGGCUCGGCAGCGCUACGCUCAAAUCCUGCCAAAACCUUUGGCCACGACCCCUAUCACUUUGCACUCGCCCUCCGCCAUGAUCAUUGCCAACAGCCCAAUUAAAACUGUGAUGACCACGUGUCAUGUCAGCCCCGUCAGUUUGGUCAAGAUGACGACCAUAUCAUUGGCACCCAACAGCGGCAACACCACCACGACCCUCACAAACGCAACUCUGCGAUCAGCAUCUGCAGGAAUCAGCACUUUUGCAGUUGCAGAAGACAUCAGCUCUAAUGAAACCACGAGGAGUGCUUCUGCUGUCCCACUUCUGGCCCCGGUGGCCUGGCCAGGGCAGACAGCUGCCGCUCACUGCAUCGAUGUUGAAAUGGAAGUGGAAGCGAUACAUCAAAACAGCCAAAUGCAAAAUCCUAGCAGUCUCAUUUUAACUCAAGGGGCAAUGGCAAAUAGAAGUGGAGGGGCUGUACAGAGGGCCGCCAGUGUGCCCAUUCCUCAGACGAAAGGCUUCCUGGUUCUGGAUGAAACAUCUAUUAAUAAAUGCAAUGGAAAUUCCUCCUCGUGCACUUACGCUACAGCAGAAGUCGAAAGCAGCAAUAGUAGCGCCAACAAUACAAGCAUUUUGCGCUCAACUCCCUCCCCUCAGAAUACCAGCACUGUUUCGAUACUGAACACCAGCAGAGCACCUUCAUGUGGGGGGAGCUGUGGGGUGACACCAACAAAAGAAAGUUUCCUGUCCACUAAAAGCCUCAGGAAACGCUCAAGCCUCAGCCCAGAACUUUCCCCAGUCAAAAGGAUUUUUAUGCCCCAACAGCCUGUAGGGGGCGUUGCUGCUCUUGGAUAUGGCAUCAGAAAGCCGGUCAGUUAUGUCUCCAGGCUGGGAGCUCCGACUCGACCCGAAAGUGCACCAGCCACCAGGGAGGUGGAAGUGAAAAUGAACUCUGUCUCGGCCACUCAAGUCCAUUCACUCUGCACUUCCUCUUUCAGACCAAGUGGCUUUUACUCUGUUGCCAAAACACAGAGCACAAUUCAGAGGAAAAACACCUCCACUGUUUUGGAAAAUAGCAGCUCAGUCAGUCACGCAUUAACACAGCAACAGCAGGGGCACACAGUGGCUAAUAUGCACGUCAUACCUAAUAACCAAAGCCUCCAGCAGCACUCAGGUGAUGGGAGGAUCUCAAACCCCACCACAGGAAUCCUGGAAGGAGCUCAACAGCAGAGCUACACUCAGUCCAACCCUACUACCGAAACCUUAGAGUUUUUGAGUCAAACAUCAUCCAAUCAUCUCCCCAUGCAGACAGAUAUGGACUACUUUAACUUCGAUGAUGAUGUGACUCAGGACAGCAUCGUGGAGGAGCUGGUGCAGAUGGAGGAGCAGAUGAAACUCAACAGCCUGCGUGGGUUUGGGGUCACAAUGCAAGGCAAGCAGUCGGUGAUGCCGGACAACGUUAUGUCAGCUAAUCAGACGAUGACUGCUUUCUAUCACGGUGCCAACAACAGUGGCAACCUAAUCCAUACUCCAACCCCGACACCCACUCCCACACCGACGUCAGAGAUGAUGGGAACAGCUCAAGGCUUCAGUGGUGAGAGUCCCUGCUCCCGCAUGGCCUCCACAACCCCGGUGGACAGUGCGCUGGGAAGCAGUCGUCACACCCCACUCGGUACGCCACACUCCAGCUGCAGCAGCACUGUGCCGCCCAGUCCAGUGGAGUGCAGGAACCCGUUUGCAUUUACACCCAUCAACUCCAGCAUUACUGGUUUCCAUGACUGCAGCACUAUCUCCAGCAGCCCUGUCAAGCCCAUGCAGAGGCCGAUGGCCACUCACCCGGACAAGACCAGGCUGGAGUGGAUGAAUAACAGUUACAACAGCAGCAGUGAGAGUUUAAACAAGUCAAACAGUGGAAUGAGAAUCCUCCCUGGUUAUCAAGGCCUGAUAGAUGACCAUUUUCAAAAACCUCACGCCUUCGCCGUCCCUCAUGCACGGUACCACGACAGCAGCUUCGGCCGCUUGACUCCCAUCUCACCUGUGCAGCAGCAGGUAACUAACAUGGCCAACAUGACCAAGCAGGAGGGUUUUGCUGUACCUGCCCCACUGGAUAAUAAAACCAGCAACGUAACCGCUACAAAUUUUCGGUGUCGCAGCGUGAGCCCUGCGGUGCAUCAGAGGAACUUCUGUGGAAACACAGGAAACAGCACCCAUCCCAAUGUCCUUCGUUCAGUGGCGUCUCCCUUUAACUCUCCUGUUGCGCCCGAGAUGUUGAACAUCUUCGCAAACAGCCAGACUAAUCUUGGGGUGAGCAGCAUGGCCCAGCGGAGCCGUUCUGUGCCGCUCAACAUCAUGAUGCAAACUGAGGUCCGUCCCACAGCAGGCCAACAAUGCAACAACAAAAACAUCGGCAAUGUCCUUCUGAGCAAGCUGGACAGUGACCACGACGAUGCUCUGCGGGGUCUGGGCAUCAGCCAUUUAUCCUCCAGCUACACUGCGCGCAUGAACCUCACUCAGAUCCUGGAGUCUGACCCCAGCCUCUCCUGUGCUGAAAACCAGCUCAGCAUGAUGACCUCUGACGCUACCUGCAAGCUACAGAGGCCCGAUUACCUCAUUGAAAACACCAUUAAUGAACCAAUGCAUUUCUCUACAAAUAAGAGCCGAGUACAAUCAGCCUCUGGAGAGCAUCAGCAGGCCCAGAUUAUGUUAACUCUGAACCAACAGCAGCAGCGAGAAGAACUGCAGCAGCAUCAGCAGCUAGAUUUCAGCAGCACUGUCAAAGACCUCCUGACAGACCAUAGCCUGGCUGCCGGCAGUCAGCUCGUCGAACAGGUGUCAGAGCUGACUACAGGGGGAGCAGACUUCCCAUGUGAAAUCAGAAUGACGUCAGAGUUCUCCAGUAGCAUCAACGACCUCAAUGCAUUGGAUCCAAACCUCCUAUUUGACCCCAACCAGCAGCAAGGGCAAUAUCAAAACGCUGCUCCAGAGGAGUUGGUGAAUGAUCCACUGUUUCAACACAUCACCAGCGACACGGCUCAUUCGAGUGGACUUGACUGGCUGGAAAGCAAAGAUCAAACAACUGUUGGAUUGAUGGGUUGAGAUCUGAACUUUUUAAACAUCUUAUCAGUCAUUUUAACUUGUGGUUGCUGUUUGUUUUUAAUUGGUUUCAGGCAUUUACCCCUUAAAUGCAACAAUGGACACAGUGAGGUUUGUCCAGAUUAAGUGCCAGGCUGAAGUGCAGAGAUGCUGCAACACACUGAUUUAAAUGCAAAUCACUUCCCUCAAUCAGAGAACAUCACCUUACACUGAGGUUCCUGAACACACCUAAUCCUGUUUUAUUAUGUUGUGUUUGAGGUUUCACUAAAGAGUAAGUGAUUAAAUCAACAUAACUGAACCAUGAAUUAUGCAAGAAAUAUGGACAUUGAUAAUAGUGAUAAUAUUAGUCUUUUACAACAAUAUUUCUUUAUUUGAAGGCAUUACAGCAUCUAAUUCCUCUGAGUAGCUGAGAAAAAUGGAAGCAUCAAAAGCCGUUGAAAAAGAUACAAACAA
Messenger RNA from Paralichthys olivaceus (Japanese flounder), 3984 nucleotides. Lineage: Eukaryota; Metazoa; Chordata; Actinopteri; Pleuronectiformes; Paralichthyidae. The record is from RefSeq and is a predicted model, not a curated record.